AGUGACGUCCCGGAUGUAUCCUCCCGGAUAUACGACCGGUUAUGCGGAGAGAAAUUCAAACUUGUGGCUCGACUAAAAUCGAUGUUAUGGACAACUUCAAGAGGACUUCUUCAAUUUCUUAUAUUAAUAAAGAGACAAGCGAAAUUGAUUCUCUACUGUUGCUCCUUCCGGAUGAAAUUUUGCUGUUUAUUUUAUCGCACUUGAAGACUGUUACUGAUUUCGUGAGAGUCUCGGAGACUUGUCAUAGGCUGAACGUGCUGGCCACGGAUAAUCAGCUCUGGUAUCCACUGAUCAACCAUCACCACACCAAGAAUGCUCUCAUGAUUUGGAGAAGGCAAUCAGCAGUGGUGACACUAGAUCUGGACACUGGAGCUUUCCCACAAUGGUUCGACCAAAGCCAGGAAAGUCAACCUGAUAUCCUCACAGCUCAUCCUAGUGUCAUAACAGGAGCACGUCCUAGCAGGAGACUGUACGCACAGAUUGCAAGACGAAUCGGUGCAAAGAGUGCAAUUGAACUGUCAUGUCGUCUCAGUAAACACGUAGAUGUCAAUGUUUGGCGUGACAUGUGUGUAGAGCUGAACCAAGAGCUGAGUCUAACUUGUGAGAUUCGUAGUCCCAGCAAUCGCCUCCUAGCGGCCUCACUCAACAGCCUCAUUCGUCGUGUCGUGUCUCUCGAAGACCCAUGGUCAACUCUUCCCGAGGACAACAUAACACUCUUCUGUGCACUACAGACACUCCUCCCACAGAAACUCAUACUAAAAAAGCUAGUGGAGGUCGUCACCAUCAACCCACACUCGCUACACGGAUUCAGCCCUGCUCUCACAUCAAUUGACUUAUUACUAGCAAACAGGGGAGUCCUCCCACUGGCUGCCGAGUCUCGUGGCUCGCCAAAGUGGCCGCUUCAUGUCGCUGCUCGUGUCUGCUCCGUUUGCGGGCGAAACGUCAAUGUUUCGUCAUCGUGUAUUGCCAAGGACAACGUUGCUGACAUCAAGCAAUACGUGCAGCUGCGAGUUGCAACCCUUGUUGAUUUCUGGAUAAUGAACUAUGGUGACUUGCUAGAAGAGACGAACAGUUUGUUGGAUCUGCAGGUGGCGCUUAAGCUUCCUUGCUGGCUGCCUAACAUCCCUACGAAGAGUCUGAUUGCCAAAGCUAGAGAGAAGAUGCAGCAACAAAGGCUUCCUCCGUAUAGCCAGCUUGAAGACUUUGUGUAUCUGUGUGAUACGACGAAGUCUGUCAAGGACACGGCAAUCAGACUAACGAAAGACGACCUCGAAGUCUAUCGCUGCAUCCCGAACAUCGAGCUUCAACGCGCAGCACUGUGGAGCGACGAAAAGCAGCCCUACCGCAUGAUCAUCAGUCGCCUUCCCUACCUGGGCAGAGUCGAUCAUCGUGCCCGAUGCCUCACAGAAUACGUAGUAACACACAUGAAGUCACUCAAGUCACCAUCAAAACUCGGAAAGAAACCGGCAGCCGCUUCAAUGGCAAACACUCAGGCGUCUUGUAUUCAUCACUGCAUCGGAAUUUGUAGUGCGCUGCACGAGUUGAAGAACUUUGUGUCGCUGAGGGCUCUCAUUGUUGCCAUUCACUCGUGUAUUGCAGACCCGACUGUCAAUAUCAGCUGGAAGAUGGUGAGUUAUCAGGAUUUCAAGACGUAUCAGAAGUUGGAGCAACUGGUUACGCCGAGUGGUGGCGCUUAUGGUGCUUGUGCGAGCUCGGUUUGGGGUGAGCGUUACACUCCAAACAGCAUCAACUGUCUGCAGUCAUUCCUCUCCAACACCGAUCAUCAUCCACACCCCACAACACCACCAGCAUCCAUCUCCGAACGCCAGCAGUCCGACAUCGCAGGCAUUCCCAUACAACAUCUCAUUUCAUCCGACACACGACGAACCGUCUUCCCACUGCAUCCCAUCAACACUCAUCUAAAAGCUGCACGAACGAUGAUCGAACUAAAACCACUGAUGCCGACUAAAUAA
This is a messenger RNA of Corticium candelabrum, 1973 nucleotides long. RefSeq lists its product as uncharacterized. Lineage: Eukaryota; Metazoa; Porifera; Homoscleromorpha; Homosclerophorida; Plakinidae. Bases 42 to 1973 code for a protein of 643 amino acids. Gene Ontology annotation, molecular function: guanyl-nucleotide exchange factor activity; protein binding. Gene Ontology annotation, biological process: small GTPase-mediated signal transduction. The record is from RefSeq and is a predicted model, not a curated record. The transcript has 11 exons.